This is a messenger RNA of Rhizoctonia solani, 639 nucleotides long. RefSeq names its product ribosomal protein L22p/L17e. The record is from RefSeq and is a predicted model, not a curated record. Gene Ontology annotation, biological process: translation; ribosome assembly. Gene Ontology annotation, cellular component: ribosome; mitochondrial large ribosomal subunit. NCBI's taxonomy places the organism in Eukaryota, Fungi, Basidiomycota, Agaricomycetes, Cantharellales, Ceratobasidiaceae. The coding region runs from base 1 to 639 and encodes 212 amino acids. Gene Ontology annotation, molecular function: structural constituent of ribosome. The transcript has 4 exons.
AUGUACACCACGGUGACCCAACGAGGAGUGUCUUUUAUGCCGUCUUUCUCAGAUAUUUUUCGUGGUAAUUUCUUGAGGAAAGACGACACCGCGGAGGACCAGAAGCCCACCGAACCCCCCAAAGAAGAAAACAAUGCCAACUUGUUCGACACUAUUGAAAGGCAAGCAGCCGCCCCUCUCAAGACACAUACACAGCAUAAAUACUCGACCGCAGUAUUUAAGAUAUCUCGGCGCAAGCUUAAUUUGCUCGCGAAUCAAAUUUCUGGCAAGCCCAUCGACUCUGCCAUCCUUCAAAUGGAAUUCAGCGACAAACGGGCAGCUCGACGAAUAAAGAGCACUUUGUGCCUCGCACGAGACCACGCCGAAAUGUACAAGGGACUUGCUCGGAAUAAACUUGUUGUCGCGGAGGCGUGGGUGAGCAAAGGGGAUUACCUCCAGCGCGUGGACCCGAAAGGGCGUGGUCGGAUCGGAAGGAAACACCAUCCCUCUGCACGGAUGUCUGUUGUCUUGAAGGAGGGAAAGACUCAUGCCGAGAUCCUGGAACAGCAACGAAAAUAUAAGCUCGGUAGGAUUGUCGGAGCAGGUUUUGUACGAGAGGACAAGCCCAUCAGGAAUCCGGGUCCAGGCUGGGCAUGGUAG